Zeugodacus cucurbitae (melon fly) is the source of this 870-nucleotide messenger RNA. RefSeq lists its product as uncharacterized. The transcript has 2 exons. Lineage: Eukaryota; Metazoa; Arthropoda; Insecta; Diptera; Tephritidae. The coding region runs from base 83 to 787 and encodes 234 amino acids. The record is from RefSeq and is a predicted model, not a curated record.
GCACAUGCAUUCAGCAUAGUGCAAGAGUACUUUGCAUAGAAUUGUAACAAUAUCUAGAAGCCGACUACGAUUAAUAUCCGUUAUGUGGAAAGUUUUCACUCUACUUGUCCUGUGUCUUUGGAGCACGCAGUGUGAGGCCACGAGGAGUGUCUUUGUUGAGCCGGCAUGCAGUUGGGAGGAAACAAGUAGUUAUCAACUUUGCCAAGAUUUCCGCGAUAUACGCAAUCUCAUCGAUCCCAACACAUUGGUCUACUACAUCUCUUAUGGCUACUUUAGGGACGCGGAAUUCAAGAGGGCCAUGGACUUCAUCAAGACUGACAGAUUCCAGUCGGUGUCACAGCAACUUGCCGAUACUGCCGCCUACCGGCAACUGCUUAGACGCUUCGCCGAUGCUGGCGUGAGCACGGAAACCAUUGCUAGUGUUCAGGAUAUUUUCAAUUGCCUGAUGAUUUCGCAACCCACAUAUGGUGAUGAGGAGGAGAUUGUCGAAUUGGAAAUGCAAUCGCUUGUGGUGCCGCGUACCUUGCAAGAUGUCGCUACGAAUUUGUUCAACGCCAUUCCACGUGCGAAGCUUCGCUCCUUGAUACGCAGUAAGCAGCAAGAUAGUGAUCAGUUCGCCAGGUUCUAUCGCACCAUACGUGACAGUGGCUUCCGUCGUGAUGUAAAGAAACUAUUCAAAUCAUACGAAGCAAAGUACCCGAUUAGUGUGAUGAAACGCAAUAAUAUUGAUCUGUGGAAAUUGCUGCAAUUGGCCUACAAAGUCAUCGAUAAUAGUUCCCCUUACUGAGCUGUGGUUUCCCGUUGACUAAAAGCAGAUCAUUUGACACUUUGACAGCGAUGCAAAUAAAUUGAGUAGAAUUCGUACAAUAA